AUGGACAUGGACAUGGACGGCGACCGGGUUGAGUUCCAUCCCGUCAAUCCCGGCUCCAAGACGUUCCACUGGCUCCUCACGCUUGCGCUCCUCUUGAUUGUGCCCUCGUUGUCGCUGGUGUUGGCGUUUGCCAACAAGCUCCACUGGUCAUUGUUCCUCCAGUUCGUGGCCACCGGCUUCUCGGUGUUUGAGUCGAUGUUCCUCGACUUCCCGGACCCCCAGGGCCACGAGAACAGGACGUCCAAGGGCACCAGCUGGUUCCUCAGCGCGUUGUUGGGGGCCACUGUGUUCGUGGGCAGCUUUAUCAACGGGUCCAACUGGGUCAUCAACCGGUUCUACCCCCAUGUCAGGUCCAGCGGCGAGUACGGCUUCUCCUACAAGGCGUACAAGACGCUCUCGGUGUUGGUGGUGCUCACAGGGUGGGUGCGGGUCUGUUUGGCGCCAGUAGCGUUGUUUGGGUUCUGCUACGGGGUCCAUACUGGCCAGUGCAUUGCCCACGGCAUCAUGGGACUGGCGUUCGUGGGCUAUGCUUUCGUGUUGUGCUUCGUGCUCGUGAUUCCCUGGAUCAGACUCCACCAGUUGCACGCUCCUGCCACGGGAGCCGUCCCUGGACGGUCCCAGGAGUUCUACGAUUCGACUCUCAUGUGUGCAUGGGGCAUUGUCAACACCUUCACAGAACAUCGCUGGGGUAGGGAGGCCUGGUCCAUGGGUGACUACCAGCACACGGCCAUGGGCAUCAUCUGGUGGGCUGGUGGGCUCGUGGGCAUGUUUUUGGCCCGCAACAAUCGUCGGACAUUCGUGCCAGCUUUGCUCUUAAUUUUCACGGGAUACUCUAUGUCGCAACAUGCUCAGCACUUGGCCAUUUCCACUAAGGUGCACGGAGUUUUUGGGUUGGCGUUGAUGGGGGCAGGCGCCAGCAGGAUCAUCGAAAUCUCAUUUGUGCUCAACGACAAGCCGUGCACGCCGGACGGACGCAUCGUGUCGUUCCAGUACUUCCCUCCGUUCUGCCUUGCAUUGGCAGGCAUUCUCUUCAUGGCUGCCAACGAGGAACAGUUGCACUUGGUGCACGACUUGGGGGCAGACCAUUCAGCGUACAUCUUGGUGGCCAGCUCGGCAGCGUUCGUGGUGUUUCUCUGGAUUCUUUUGUUGCUUGCGUUGUACUUGAAGUUGGUGGGGUACAAUGAGGAUGGCGAGGUUCUGGGGUACCAGCACAUGGAUGUGGAGGAGUUUGAGUUGGGCGAGUUGAGCGACGAGACGCCGGAGGCGUGA
Messenger RNA from Suhomyces tanzawaensis NRRL Y-17324, 1269 nucleotides. RefSeq lists its product as uncharacterized. NCBI's taxonomy places the organism in Eukaryota, Fungi, Ascomycota, Pichiomycetes, Serinales, Debaryomycetaceae. The transcript has a single exon. The coding region runs from base 1 to 1269 and encodes 422 amino acids. The record is from RefSeq and is a predicted model, not a curated record.